UUGCGUUCUCUAUCUAAUCUUUGUGUUCUGUGUUGUGUGUUUUCUCUAUCUACGCAAAAUUGUUUUAGAUUUUAAUUUUUUUUUAUAAAUAUAUUUGUUUACAUUUGGUUCAGAAGAAAACUUCAUAAUUAUGGAUGAUAAAGAAACAUCCAGUGAUUUGCUUGCAUGCCGGGCGUGUUUAGCUACCGAUGUCCGACUUUACGAUAUCUUUAAACAUGAUUUGAGUGAACAUUUUCGAAAAUUAACUAGAUAUCAGAUAAAGCAACGCGAUGGAUAUCCUCAGUAUCUAUGCACCAAAUGUGCAGUCCAGCUUCGGAAGGUCGCAGCAUUUGUGGACAUGUGCAAGAGAGGCCGGGACAUCCUGCAAGGCGUCGUAAUAUCCAACAUACCAAUAACAACAGACUUCAUUCGCAAUAUGGAUCUCGAAGGUCAUUUCUUUAUGAAUUUAGUAGAAAAAACAUUAUACAACUUCAGUAAGGGAUUACAUCCGAAUAUAAAUGAUGAUAACUUAGCAAAUAUAAUAAUAAAAGAUAAUGUGGCAAUGGUAGAAGAUACGGCAGAUUUGAAUGUUAUUAACGCCGAUGAAACUGCAAAUGCAUCUGAUUCGAACGACGAAAUUUGCGAGGAACCUGUAAUUGUAAAUUUAAAUGAAAAUUUCGACGAAGUAAGCAAUUCGGAUGAUGAAAACGAUGAUGAAAUUAUGUAUUUAAACAAUGAUGAUGAUGAUUCUAAUAAUGAAUAUGAUGAAGCAUCAAUUACCGAAGAUUCAAAAGAUAUGGUUGCCACAGAGAACGGUUUCAGCAAUGAUGACGCGGAAUAUUUAACUGUUAUAGUAACUGAUGAACAGUUAGGUCCAGAAUUGGAUGAUAUGAAUCUAAACGAUAAGAAUAUAAAACAGAUACUUGAAGAUUUCGUUCCGUAUAAUAAUAUUAAUAACAGUGAUGCAGCAGCCGUAUCUGAUUUUAUAAGUGAUAACGACGACAUUUCAAAUGAAACAUCAGAAUUACCAUAUCUAGUCGCGAGAAAGAAACGUAAAAGAAAAUAUGAAAAGAAAAACAUAUUUAUUAACAACAAAGAAUUCGCUGAACGUAAUAACUUUAAACUAACAAUAUUUAAUCGUAAACAACAAAUGGAUGAAAUUAGAGCUCUAAUAGAAUCACCUAGCACGAAAUUCCGUUGCGACCAAUGCGGAGUCGGGUUCAAUUACAAAACGAAAUUCUUGAACCAUUUCAAAUGGAAGCACGACCCCUCGCUCGGGAAUUUCGUCUGCAACAUCUGCAACACGCGCUUCAGCCAGAAAAGAUAUCUGUACAAUCACAAACUAUUCGUUCAUUUGUUCAAAUACGAUUGCAAAUUGUGCAAAUUUACCACAAGAGCGCGUCACACUGCGGAGAAUCACGUGGCGUACCACGCCGGCAAGAUUUUCACUUGCGAAUGUGGUAAAACGUUCCAGCACAACACUAGUUAUUUAUCACACAAACGUUUGAACCACUCGUCGGAGAUGACGGUAUGUGAGUAUUGCGGUGAAUCCUUUAUUGGAGAAUGGGGUGUUAGAAUGCAUAAGAAGAAGAUGCACGCAACAGAAGCGUGUAAAUUUAAAUGUAAUAAAUGUUGUACAAGGUUUAGAACAGAUGCGGCUUUAGCGAACCACCACAGUCUGGGUUGUGGUGGAUACAAUUGUGUAAAUUGUGGUGAUGUUUUCACCACAGAAAACUUGCUCCAAUACCAUUUAGUUCAGAAUCAUAAUCGUAGGAACAGUUCUGGUGGGAUCAGUGAGUGUGCAAGCUGUCACACGAAGUUUCACAACGAUGCAGCGCUCUGCAGGCAUUUAGAUGAUCGGUGUGGUGAGGUGGUACCUUGUGUGCAGUGUGGUCGGAGUUUCACCACGGAAGAUGAAAUGAAUGAACACCUAAAUGUACACUCGACUGAGCAAUUCAAAUGCGAAGUGUGUAAGAAAAGUUUUAAGUCUCCAUUCCACUUUGCGGAGCACUACGUCAGACAUUCAGGCAAUAGAGACCAUGUCAGAGUCCCGAGGUAUGAGAAGAGAUCCAAACUUCGUCCACGCAAGGACGGGACUGAUAUACCAAAGAAAGUCAUGUGCGAUAUCUGUGGGCAGUUGUGCUUGGAAACCGGUUAUAAAACUCAUCUCAGAACGCAUACAAUAGAGAAUGAUUACAAGUGUAUCGUGUGCUCCCAGAGAUUUUCUCUACUGCUUGCAUUGAAGUCUCAUAUGAGGGUACAUAAUGAGCAGAGGCCCCACCAGUGCAGUUAUUGUGGCAAGAGAUUCAAAAUACGAGGCGCGCUAGUCAAACAUGUUUUAUUGAUACACCGUGGAAUUGAGCCACAUCAGUGCCAUUUUUGUAAGAAAUACUUCAAAACGUCAGCUUCUGUGAAGUUACAUAUAAAGACGGUGCAUACGAAGUCGUUCAUAGCUUCUCCAUUACGAGAAUGCUCCCCGAAUUCAGUAGAAUAGUAGAAAAACAGGAAAUGUUAUGGCAACACAAGCCCC
This is a messenger RNA of Achroia grisella, 2509 nucleotides long. Its product is annotated as zinc finger protein 431-like. Gene Ontology annotation, molecular function: zinc ion binding; DNA-binding transcription factor activity, RNA polymerase II-specific; RNA polymerase II cis-regulatory region sequence-specific DNA binding. The transcript has 7 exons. Gene Ontology annotation, biological process: regulation of transcription by RNA polymerase II. Lineage: Eukaryota; Metazoa; Arthropoda; Insecta; Lepidoptera; Pyralidae. Gene Ontology annotation, cellular component: nucleus. The coding region runs from base 131 to 2473 and encodes 780 amino acids. The record is from RefSeq and is a predicted model, not a curated record.